CAUUGACCCGGAAGUUAUUUAGGUAACCUUGGGAAUUCUUCCGGGAUUUCUUUUAUCAACAUGGCUGCUUCGUAAAGCAACUUGUAUGUUUCCGUUAACUACAUGCACGCAUUUUAUUGAUAGUUGUAGGUAAAUAUUUGCACUUAAACUAUUAGAGUAAGCAGUCGAUUGUCAGUCAGUAUGUUUCAAGUUAUUACCAGAAGUACCCCGGUAAUCCGGCUUCUCGCCCCCCGUGGAGCCGUGCUUGUGGAGGCUGUCCGGGGUAGGAAGACCCGCACCGAUCCGAAGGCCAAAUCCAAAGAGGGGCGCAUCAAAACGCCACCUCCCGUCGACCCGGUGGAGAUGGUGGUCCUCAGGGAGAGAUUCACAGAAUAUGACCUGAUCAUGAGAGCGCUGAGGCUGGAGUUCAAGGAGGAGAUGCUGAGGAAGAGGUAUGAAGAGGAGGUGGGCUCCCUGGCGGAGGAGAGGGCGAAGCAGGAGGCGGAGGAGCACCGCUCCCUCAUGACCUGGAACCAGGAGGAGAAUCUCCGCAUGCUCAAGAUCAGGGAACUGAGAGUUCAGAAAGAGGUGGAAGCUGCUGAGAUCAAGAAGACAGAGGCAGCCAUUCUGCGAGAGCAGGCCAUGGAAAGCUUUGUUAAAGAGAAGGGAGAGGAGAUAAUGCGGAUUCAGGAGGAGGCCAAGAGCUUCAUCAACCUGGAGAACCUGGACCAGCGUAUUGAGGAAGCCCUGGACAACCCUAAGAACUAUAACUUUGCCAUCGACAAAGAUGGCCGCGUGGUGAAGAGGACUGUGCUGCAGUGAGAGAGACUGAGGAUGGCUGGAAGUGUAGAGUGAAGUUGCCCCUAGACUCUGAUCUGGAUUCAGUUUAUCCUUUCCCCCACUAUGGCUCAGGUUAGGAUUGUGGGAAUGGAAGCUGAUUCUGGAUCUAGACCUAAGGAAACUUCACCUCAGAGCCUUUGGAAGCUGAUUCUGGAUCUAGACCUAAGGGAAACUUCACCUCGGAGCCUUGGCUAGAGGCCUCAGAGGAGACUGGCAAGAUAGUGAGCUCGUUUGACAUUGUAUGCGGGUCACGACUGACUGAUCUACAAAUCACCUUGCAUCAUAAAUAACUACUCAUUAUUAUUUGUAGAUCAGUCAGUCCGUCACAAUGCUCUGGAACACGGGCAGCGUGGCCUUUUCUCAUUCCUCCACCCUCUCCUCCUGACCCGGAAACCAUUAAGAAAGUCAAUAUAUAUAAAAAAUAUUUAAAAAAUAAAAAGAGUUCUUAACCGGGCGUGUUUUUUUUUACCCUCGCAGGUGUCGUCUCCUUCAGACAUGAGCUCGUCGUCAGAGCAGAUGUUGAGCACGUUAACCAGCAUCUCUAUCGAUUCGUUAGUAGGCAAACAGAAGAGGCCUCCUCCCCUCCUCGAUAAGCCACUUUUCAUUGAUUAUAGGCAUGUGUAUCCUACCGGAGUCCUUCACUGAACAGUUGUGAUAUCUGCCCACUUGGAAACAGCUGUUGUUUUGUCAGCGGAGAAAAGCAUGAACACGUCUAAAAACAAUAGGCUCCUUUAUCUAGAACAUGUCUUGCCAUGAGCUGGUUAGCUGGGGUGUAGUCAUUUGUCCAAGCCCUAGCAAAUUGUGGCGUUUAUGUUAGUAAUGGGGGGGGGGGGGGGGGGUGGAAUCGAUAGUUACGUAUCGCAAUGUUAUUUUUUUGAUGAUAUUACACAGUCUACAAAACAUUAGGAACACCUGCUCUUUCCAUGACGUAGACUGACCAUGUGAAUCCAGGUGAAAGCUAUGAUCCCUAAUUGUCACUUGUUAAAUCCACUUCAAUCAGUGUAGAUGAAGGGGAGGAGACGGGUUAAAGUAAACAUUUUAAGCCUUGAGACACUUGAGACAUGGAUUGGAGUCAACAUGGACCAGCAUCCCUGUGGAACGCUUUCGACACCUUGUAGAGUCCAUGCCCCGGCGAAUUGAGGCUGCUCUGAGGGCAACUCAAUAUGAGGAAGGUGUUCUUAAUGUUUUGUACACUCGCUGUAUAGCGUUACUGUAAAAGGAGACCGCCUGUACCUCAGAUCUCCAGUACUGUUCAUCCUGUAGCUCCAUCUUUAUUUCCAAUUUAUUAAAAAACGUGUUUUCUAAUGUUCUCUCUUGCCUCUGCAGCAGACAUACAGUGACCAAUAUGUUUGGCAAGGUCCCUCACUGUGGUGAUAAUAUCGUAUCGUAAGGCCCCUGACACUUCACAAACAUAGUUUCUAUUAGACAAAUUCAGGUCCCUGCUUCCAUUUCAUUCUGUUUGGUUCCUAGAGAAUACAGCCAUGAUUUGUUCAA
Molecule: messenger RNA, 2313 nt
Organism: Oncorhynchus kisutch (coho salmon)
Lineage: Eukaryota; Metazoa; Chordata; Actinopteri; Salmoniformes; Salmonidae
Gene: mrps26
Product: mitochondrial ribosomal protein S26
Exons: 4
Coding region: 181-801 (206 amino acids)
Cellular component (GO): mitochondrial small ribosomal subunit
Source: RefSeq, a predicted model, not a curated record